AGAAAACUGACCUUAAAAAUAAAUGCGCUGUCUCUCACUCAGCCGACGGACAGAGGUAGAAAACCGGACCAAAGGCUACACCUUAAGGUAUGGCCUGGAUUUGAUUUGGACGGUGCUGGUGAUGGCAGAAGGGACUGACACUGGCGAAAUGCCCUCCUUUGACCCAAGUCCUAGUUCUGAAGCAAAAAAGAGACCUACUUCUUCUGAUGGCAGAGACGAGCCCAUGAGGAAAAUGCCUGUGUCAAAAUUUGGUUCCAGACCUCGAUUCGAGCCUGUACACUUUGUCAGUGGCGGGAGCAGCGGAGGAACUGGCGCAGAUGAGAAGGAGAACGAUAAGGAGCGCAGGAGGAGCGAGUCGUACGGUAUGAGACGGGACUCUGAGCACUCUUCCUACAGCGGCACCAGCAGAGCGCAGGGCUCCUCCUCCCUGAGGCCGGCUUUCGACAGAGUAUCGUCGUUCAGUUCUGACUCUUGGGGUUCCCACAGAGAUAGAGACCGAGACAGAGAGAGUUUUUCAGGUAGCACAAGUGGGUUGGGUUACGGAGGACGUGGGUCGACUUCAAACUUCAUGACAAAAACACAGCAGGAAUAUUCAGCAAAGUAUGAAGCCCACUCCUCCCGAACUUUGGACUCCUACUCUCAGCCCCAGAGAUACAAUGGAUACGGGGGAGGGAACAGAUCAGGAGGCUGGGAUUCUGGACGUCAGGGUUUGGGGUACAGUCAUCAGGACCGGCCGUCAUCAAGCAGGCCGUUCAGCAGAGUCUACAACAGCCCGGGCAGGAGCAGCCCCACCACCUCUCAGCAGGGCUCCUCGCUGCAGCCUGUUCCUAUAUCUCAGCCGACAUUAGAUGAGAAGCAAAGGCUGAUUUCAAAUGUCGCGUCUGCGUUGGCUGUUGCUUUCAGGGACCCUAUGUUCAUGACCGGAAGUGAAUCUCCAAACUAUAACUUCAUGCUGAGCCGCAGCAUUCAGGCCUGCAAAACAAACCCUGAGUAUAUUUAUGUCAACCUGAAGGACAUUCCUCAGGCUGAUCUCCCGAAGAACAGGAAAGUGCCGACUGACGGUUAUGCCUGUGAACUGAGAUGUCAGGGUGUGUAUCUUGCCACCGGAUACUCUGGUAGUAAAAAUGGAGCGAGGGACCGGGCCUCUGAGCAGGCUGUAAAACUCUUCCUGAAAGCAGUCGAGGUCCGUGUGGUGCAGCGCAAAUUCAGACACUUGACAGUCAACGACAUGGUUGUUUGCCAGAUGCACAGCCCGACCCCGGCAUUUUUACCCGCGCUCCGAAACCCAGAGGACAAACCGACACCCAGUUCCAAGGGCCAAUACGAGCCCGACAAACGGAAGCACUGGACAGAGUUUGUGGUUAUGGAUAAUGCACACGACGCCAUCUGCAUACUGAACAAUUCUGCGGCUUUUAACCGCAUGAAGAUUGACUACAAGUUCGACCUGAUGCCUAACAACAGCGCUUGGCUGUGCAGUGUUUUCCUGCAGGAUGAGCUGGUGGCGCAGGCGACGGGCACCAAAAAAAGCUCGAAGCAUGCAGCGGCUCAAGAGGCAGUGAGGAAACUUCGCAUGAACCAGGCGCAACGACAACAGCAGCAGCAACACUAUCACCACCAUCACCAACAACAACAACAGCAACAUCAACAGCCUCAACAACUAUCACAAUACUCCAGAGAAAAUGACCAGUCAGACUCUGGUGGGCGCUUUGGGGCACCUGUCGGCAAAAAGAAGCAUCUGAGCGAGUUGGUCAUUUUGGAAAACUCAGACAAUGCGAUCUGUAUCAUUAACGACACGGCUCAGUUUAACAAAGUGUCGGCUGAUUACAAGUUCACAGUUCUGCCUGAUCAUCGCUGGAGGUGUGAAGUUUACUUGGAGGGACAGUAUGUUGCAGCAGGAAUCGGGCCCAAGAAAAUAGUGAAGCACAUUGCAGCAAAGGAAGCCUUAGCCACCUUAAGGCAGACGCAGGCUGUUGUCAAAUCCAACCUGAGAAAGGAAGGUCACAACGACGCCAUAUCCCGAUCCCAGAUCCUGGCUCGCUCAGGUGAGGAGGCCACAAGGCAGGAGAUAAAAGAAGACAACAUCGGAAACCAGCUGCUCCGCAAGAUGGGCUGGAAAGGAGGCGGUCUGGGCCGAGACGGGGAGGGCAUCGCAGAACCAAUCAGAGUGAAGGAGCAGUUCUCCAGAGAAGGGUUGGGCAUGGACACGGACAAAACUGGAAACCAGCUCAGCAAGCGCGAUAUCGAGGACAUCAUUCGCAAUUACGCCAGUUCAGACCGUCAGGAUGACCUCCGCUUCUCCACCGACCUCACCAACGACGAACGCAAGCAGAUCCACCAGAUAUCGCAGAAAUACGGCCUACGGAGCAAGUCGUACGGACAGGGGCGGCAACGGUUCCUCGUUGUCAGUCGUAAAGUACACAAAGACCAGCUCAUUGGUCAGCUGUUGCAGGAGGGACAGGUGGGACGAUAUGAACUCGUGAAACCUCAGGCCUCUCACUGAUUUGCAUGCAGGGCAAAAUUUUAAAAAAAUCAUCAGACAUUGGCUCGGACUUCAUUGCAAAACACUCAAGUGUAACUGCUUGUGUGUGAAACUUUACAACAUUAAUACGAGAAUCCUUCAGAGAUCACCUGUGGUUUCUGCAUUCCUUUGCCAUGAAAUGUACUUUAGCUUUAGCAGGGGCUUUAGGAUGAGUCUUUUCUGUCUCCUGUCAUUCCAUGUCUUAUAUUUGUUUCACUUUUGCACAACAAGCUUGUGCUCAGUACUUUGUGGUAUAAUGUCCUGAUGAUGACUUUUUUUUUUGUCACCAAAAUCCACUUUUGUUUUUGUGGCUAUUUAAGGAACCUGGCAGAAUAUGCAGCUCUUCACUCGCCUGAUAGGACCGUCCUGAUGACGUGAGCUCAACACUGUUUCUCUCUCUGCGUCAGUCUGGACUCGCUGCCGCCAACGCUUUCAGUCGGCGAAAGUACUAUGACAGACGCCUUCAGCCAAUCCUGACGUUAGCACUAGUCUGUACUACGCAAAUUUGUUUGCUAGCAGUCUAAAAAAUACAAUUUAAUUUUAUUUACCAUUUGUAAGGGACGUGUACCUCAUCAACAACGAUCGAUAUUAACCGGUGUUUCCAGCGAAUUUCUAAUCUGUACCCGACUCCGAAUUAUGCCAGACAAAUCCGAUUUUUUUUUUUUCAAUAGUAUUAUUCGCCGGUUUCAUUUUGUUUUUCAUACAAAGUUUUAAAGUCUGAACG
This is a messenger RNA of Plectropomus leopardus (leopard coralgrouper), 3242 nucleotides long. RefSeq names its product NFKB repressing factor (gene nkrf). Gene Ontology annotation, molecular function: nucleic acid binding. Gene Ontology annotation, cellular component: nucleolus; nucleoplasm. The record is from RefSeq and is a predicted model, not a curated record. NCBI's taxonomy places the organism in Eukaryota, Metazoa, Chordata, Actinopteri, Perciformes, Serranidae.